Histoplasma capsulatum G186AR is the source of this 477-nucleotide messenger RNA. RefSeq lists its product as uncharacterized. The record is from RefSeq and is a predicted model, not a curated record. The transcript is spliced from 2 exons. Bases 1 to 477 code for a protein of 158 amino acids. Lineage: Eukaryota; Fungi; Ascomycota; Eurotiomycetes; Onygenales; Ajellomycetaceae.
AUGUAUCCCUUCUUAAAAAUCCUGUUUCCAAGGUGCUGGAAUUGGGUCAUCCUCCCGUGCCCUAAUGGCAAACGUCAUGAGAGCGCUCACUGGAUAGACUUUGUAGAGAACGAGGAGAAGGUGCAGGUCAUGGCGACCGGUAAAAAUAACCGACAAGUAGUGACUGGUCCAACUUUAGCGGCGUCUAUGCCGCAAGGGGAUAUCGGAGGUAUGGAAAUUCGAAGAGGGGAGAAGAGACCAGCAUAUAAUGAUAGAAAAGUUAUGAAAGUGAAUGUUCGAAGUAGAAGCCUAGGGGUCGAAAACAAGAGCAUCGACAUAAAAUUGAGAAAGGGAUACCAACCACAGGCAACUGUAGAAUAUCAUCCGCGAACACACAGGGUGUAUAGCUUGCCCCUUCUUAUCCCCUCCAUUUCUGAAGUGUUGUAUGAACUUCACUGUUGGAGUGAAAGUGUACUGGCCUCUGCCACAAGCAGCUAG